Molecule: messenger RNA, 912 nt
Organism: Carcharodon carcharias (great white shark)
Lineage: Eukaryota; Metazoa; Chordata; Chondrichthyes; Lamniformes; Lamnidae
Gene: fam43b
Product: family with sequence similarity 43 member B
Exons: 1
Coding region: 1-912 (303 amino acids)
Source: RefSeq, a predicted model, not a curated record
AUGUUACCCUGGAAAAGGAGCAAAUUCGUCCUCGUGGAGCAGGAAAGUAAAAGUAAAGCCAAGAGCCCGGGCGGCGGGUCGAGCUAUACCUCGCUGCUCUCCUCCUUCCUGCGGCUAUGUCCAGACCUGUGGCCGGAGCGCCCCCUCGACCGCCUGGGCAACAUGUUCAAGAGCAAGCGGCAGAAGCUGGAGCUGACCCGGGAGGACCCCACCUACAGCGUCCGGUACCUGGGCAGCGCCGUGACCCUGACGGCCAAGGGGCUCGGCUGCACCGACCAGGCGGUGGCCAAAAUCUGGGACAGGUGCGAGCAGGGGACGGCCGGCGCCAGGAUGAAGCUGACCCUGGGGCCGCAGGGCAUCCGGAUGACCCCGGCCGAGCACAGGUCCGGCCAAGGCGGCCACCUGUACCUCUUACACCGGAUCACCUGCAGCGCGGCCGACGCGCACCGCCCCCAGGUCUUCGCCUGGAUCUACCGGCACCAGGUGCGCAACAAGGCGGUGGUGCUGCGGUGCCACGCGGCCCUGGUGUCCAGAGCGGACAAAGCCCGGGCGAUGGCCCUGCUGCUCGGCCAGACCUCCAGCUCGGCUUUCAACGAGUUCCGGCGGCUCAAGCGGCAGGACGACGCCCGGCACCGCCAGCAGCAGCGGCUGGGCCAGCUCAGCGUGCCCUUCACCCCCAUCCGGCGGCUGCUCAACGGUCAGUGUCCGUACCGGCCCCCCGCCCAGCGCGGCAAGAGCGCCCCGCGACUCAGCUCCAUCGCCGAAGACGUGAGGGGGGAGGAGGAGGAGGAGGAGGAGGAGGAGGUGGGGGAGGUGGGGGAGGAGGAGGAGGGGGAGGAAGGUGGGGGAAGAGAGGGUCCUCGGCUCCUCACACUGGCAGCAAAUGCUUAUCAGCAACCUCCCCGAGCCUGA